GCUCGACUCCAUGCCAUUUAAUUUUAAUGGUGACAAUUUUAUUUGUCAAGUUUAAGAAUGUGGUACCAGCAAAUAUUUGGCUUCAUCCUUAAAAAUGUGACUAAAAUAAAAUAAAAAAAUGUUUGCAGAUCACCAGUUCAUUGACUAUUUAUACAGGGAACUAAAUAUUUAUUAUGGGGAAUCAAAUGUUACUGCUCUACUAAAAGAGUCAGGAGAGAUUUACACUUGUGGCCAUUCAUGCUGCCUUUUCUCUUUCCCAGUUUUUGUUUGGGUGUUUUAAUCAGAAUUUACACCUCAGUUUACAUUACAGUUGCUGCAGUAGGUUUUGUUGGGGUAAAAUGUUUAUCUGUUUAUCAAAAAAUGCUUGUCUGUUUAUUUCUAUAAACAAAGAAUAAUCAUUUAAAAAUAAUAAAAGCCAUUCAGCUCAGCUCUACUUUAUCAGAAGUAAAACUGUUUUACAGCAUUAACUAUUAGACUCGAUCAGUAGCAGGAAGGACCAACUUGCUACUGUGUGCAAUUUUUUACUUUCCUCCCAAAUUAAACAGCUAUAAAUGAGCCUGAAAUUCAAAACAAAUCAAACUACUUCUUCUUUUUCUUUUUUUAGUAGGUGCGAUGUGUACACAGCUGAGAGAAAUAUUUGUGAAAAUAUGAGGACAGCUCCCCUCUGAGUACACAGGGUACAGUAUAAUCUGGGCAAGGCCUGGCGGGGUUAUGUGCUUGCAUGUGUGUGUUUGCUUAAGUGUGUUUUUGGAGGUCGGCUGCCUCUUCCUUCACUAAGCCCCUCACACCACAGACCUCAGUGAACCAGCAGAAGAUCAGCAGCAUCUCAUUGCACGGCUUCACAGACUAUUCACAGGGGGGCGACAUGAAGCUGCUGGUGUUGCUCGGUAUUGUCUUCUGCCUCUUUGCCUGUCACCUCAGUGAGGCCAGGAUCAUCCCAGAAGGAGUGCCUUAUGAUGAACCACCAGCUGUUCCCUACUGGCCGUACACCACCUCUGACUUCUGGAACUACAUUGAGUACUUCAGAUCCAUCGGUGCCUACAACUACAUCAAUGAGAUGGCCCGGGCCUUCUUCGCCCACCAGCCCAUAGGAGACACUCUAGGAUAUGAGACCAAUGCAGGACAUGAACACUAAGAGAGGUGCUAGACCCAAAAGAGAGAAAAAGUAACAAGAGCAUGACAUGAAAAAAAAAAAGUUAUCAUGAGGGUUUAUUAAAGGGAAAUAAGGAAAUUAUUAUAAAUAUGAAACAAAAGGGGGAUGUGAAAAGGAACACAGUUUUUUUUAGUAGCUUAGUCACAUAUAUACAAUAGAAUUAGACAUAAAUAGCCCUCUUAUUGUCAUAUAAAGUGCCACAAAUAAAUAAAC
Messenger RNA from Pundamilia nyererei, 1366 nucleotides. RefSeq names its product otospiralin (gene otos). Gene Ontology annotation, biological process: sensory perception of sound. Bases 866 to 1135 code for a protein of 89 amino acids. The record is from RefSeq and is a predicted model, not a curated record. NCBI's taxonomy places the organism in Eukaryota, Metazoa, Chordata, Actinopteri, Cichliformes, Cichlidae. The transcript has 4 exons.